Molecule: messenger RNA, 1968 nt
Organism: Aspergillus candidus
Lineage: Eukaryota; Fungi; Ascomycota; Eurotiomycetes; Eurotiales; Aspergillaceae
Product: IlvD/Edd family dehydratase
Exons: 3
Coding region: 1-1968 (655 amino acids)
Molecular function (GO): hydro-lyase activity
Source: RefSeq, a predicted model, not a curated record
AUGUCGUGUCAGUCGCAAAAGUCAUGCGACGGCUGCGCCUGCAAAGGCGGCGCGGCAGCGGCGUCUCCCGUCAACAUCGAAGACUGCGAGACGGAGCUGCUUGCGCUACGGAAGAGGACGAUCGAUCUGGAGAAAGCGCUGGCGUCCAUGAAAGACGGAGAAGAAGGCGUGGUGCCCCGCGCGAAGAAGAAGAAGCUGCGGUCUGCGAACUGGUUUCGGUGCGAGAGCAAUCCGGGCAUGAUGGCUCUCUAUAUCGAGAGGUAUUUGAAUUAUGGCCUCACGCGGGAGGAGCUCAUGUCUGGGAAGCCCAUCAUUGGCAUCGCGCAGUCUGGGUCGGACCUGUCUCCGUGUAACCGGUACCAUUUGGAGCUGGUGAAGCGCGUUCGGGAGGGAAUUGGGGCUGCGGGGGGUAUCGCGUUUGAGUUUCCCACGCAUCCCAUCCAGGAGAGUAGUCGUCGGCCGACGGCUUGUCUUGAUCGGAAUUUGUCUUAUUUGGGUUUGGUGGAGAUCUUGUAUGGGUAUCCGUUGGAUGGUGUGGUGCUUUUGACUGGUUGUGACAAGACUACCCCGGCUGCUUUGAUGGCUGCGGCUACUAUUAACAUCCCUGCCAUCUGUCUGAAUGUCGGUCCGAUGUUGAACGGAUACGUGAAGAGCGACCUUGCCGGCUCCGGGAUGGUGCUCUGGAAAGGCCGCGAGAUGUACGCCGCCGGGGAGAUAAACCAGGAAGAGCUCGUCGACUACGUAUCCCGAGGCGCCCCUUCCGUCGGACACUGUAACACCAUGGGAACGGCAUCGACGAUGAAUGCCCUCGCAGAAGCCCUAGGAAUGGCCCUUCCAGGCUCCGCAGCCAUUCCAGCCCCGUACCGCGAACGAGGCCACUGCGCCUACGAGACCGGCGAGCGGAUUGUCGAGAUGGUCCAUUCAGAUCGCAAGCCGAGCGACAUCAUGACGCGCGAGGCCUUCGAAAACGUCAUCGUGGUCAACACCGCCAUCGGGGGCAGCACCAACGCCCCGAUCCACAUCAACGCCAUCGCCAAGCACAUCGGCGUCGACGUCUCACUGGACGACUGGGACAGACUCGGGUUCCACAUCCCUCUGCUGCUGAACAUGCAGCCUGCGGGCGAAUUUCUAGGCGAGGAAUACUUCCGGGCUGGGGGGCUACCAGCCAUCAUGGCGGAGCUGCUCGACGCGGGCAAGUUGCACGCGGGAACACUGACCUGUAACGGGCUCAGCGCGGGGGCAAACGUCAGCGGGAAGCACACUUGGGACCGGCGGAUAAUCAAAGCGUACGACGAGCCGAUAUUGGGCGACGCGGGCUUCCUUCACCUGCAGGGAACACUGUUCGACUCGGCCAUCAUGAAGACGUGCGUGAUUUCCGAACAGUUCCGCAAGACCUUUCUGGAGAACCCUGACGACCCGAUGGCCUUUGAAGGCACCGUCGUCGUCUUUGACGGGCCCGAACAUUACCACGAGAGGCUUGAGGAUCCAUCUACGCCUAUUGAUGAGAGGACUAUCUUGGUCAUGCGCGGGACGGGUCCGUUAGGCUUUCCGGGUGCAGCUGAGGUGGUCAACAUGCACCCCCCUGGACGACUUCUCCGGGGGGGUGUCAAAUCACUGCCCUGUAUUGGCGACGGGCGACAGUCGGGCACCUCUGGCUCACCAUCUAUUCUCAACGCGAGCCCCGAGGCUGCAGCCGGUGGGAAUCUAGGCGUCCUGCGUGACAAGGACCGGGUCCGAGUCGACCUCAAGCGACGACGCGUCGACAUCCUUGUCUCGACGGAGGAGCUAGAGAGGCGCAGGAUUGAACUGCAAACCCGGGGGGGCUAUGUCGCACCUGAGAGUCAGACCCCAUGGCAAGAGCUGUUCCGGAAAGAAACCGCGCAGUUGAGUGAGGGGAUGGUCCUCUCAGAGGCUGUCAAGUAUCAACGACUGGCUCAGAAAUACGAGGUUCCUCGACAUAACCAUUGA